Saccoglossus kowalevskii is the source of this 936-nucleotide messenger RNA. RefSeq lists its product as uncharacterized. The record is from RefSeq and is a predicted model, not a curated record. Lineage: Eukaryota; Metazoa; Hemichordata; Enteropneusta; Harrimaniidae.
ACUGAUCAUGCGUGACUGACAUUGACAACAACUAAGAUACGACCAAUCCGCGAGAAAAACUUUCUAGUAGAAUACCCGGAUGUACUAAACCCGGAAAUACCUCUGCAAUCACGGACCAUAGCGAGUUCUCUGCUUGCUGUGUAACUCACUGGUAGCCGGGAAUGGUUAAAUAUCCUCAAAUUGUGGAUUUACUGAAUUUAUGUAAAAUGGACAAAUGUAUUUGCUGUCUGAUCUUUCUAUUACACAGUGUCAGUAGCACGAUAAAUGAAGAAACAGAACAUCUAGGUCUUCAUCUUGGUGAUAAAUUAGACUUUGAUGAAGAGGGCGCUAGACAUCUGUAUGAACAUCUCAGCGAAAUCAUCGACUUACCUGAUGACUUCCAAUAUGGAAAGUUUUCUAAUGAACAAGGUCGCUUCUUCUUCUUUAUUAGUCAUGAUUUUGACAGAAAUAACAAAUUAGAUGGUUUGGAGUGUUUGGCGUUACUCACUGAUUUCUACGAUCCAAAGGAUUCUAAAUCAUCUGGAAAACUAGUUAGCGAGUUAUCAAUAACCGAAGUAGUGACAUUGGUAGACGAGUUAUUGUUUAAGCAUGAUUUGGACGGCGAUGGUUACAUAGACUUUGCUGAGAUAAAUAACCCAAAUGUGGAGUCUGUAUGGACAAAAAUGAGUGAAGUAAUAGAUGUAGUGGAGAAAAGACUAGAAGAAGGGCACGUACUAACAGAUCCACACAUACAUCAUCCAUCGGAAGAAGAAGAGACCCUAAACCUUACAACAAAGAUUUAAAAAUACUUUCUUAUACUCUACUUGAAUAGUUGCAUAAUUGUUGCCAUAUAUUAACAACAAAAUUGAUUUAUAAUUGUAGCCUAUAAGAAAUUAGGUCCAUUUGAUCCAAUAUUAACAAAGAAAUACUAGAAAAAUACAUUUUUGCUGUAAAAUU